This is a messenger RNA of Aspergillus saccharolyticus JOP 1030-1, 1424 nucleotides long. RefSeq lists its product as uncharacterized. Lineage: Eukaryota; Fungi; Ascomycota; Eurotiomycetes; Eurotiales; Aspergillaceae. The record is from RefSeq and is a predicted model, not a curated record. Bases 240 to 1286 code for a protein of 348 amino acids. The transcript is spliced from 4 exons.
AAAACCCGUUACUAUCGCGCUCCACUUGGCUAACUCGCAGGAUUGAACCGUCUUUGGUGGCUUUCCAUUUUUUGGACACUGCAAUGAUCAUCGCUGUCUGGCCGUCCACUGCUAAUUUUUGACACGCGCGUUGGUUCGGCGAUUCCUUCAAGUACCGAAACUGUCGCCCCAUCCCUGGCCAUUUUUAAUUUCUUCUGCUUGUCCCAGCCUCCAAUCAUGCAUGGGACCCGGGUAUUUGCAUGGCCAUGCAGUUCUACAAUGUCUUUGAGUAUGCCAUAGUGCGCGACCAGCUCAUCGCCAACACGGCACUGGUGGCCGUGAGUACCCUCGCGCUAGGGCUGCGGUUUGUCUCGCGGCGAAUCCGCCACAGUAAGAUCUGGUGGGACGAUGUUUGUAUCGUCGGAUCGAUGCUCAACACCUACGGCAUGCUUGCGAUGCACUACCACUAUGCGCGCUUAGGGAUGCGCCAUCAUAUCACCGAGAUCCCCGCCGCAAAUGCCAUCUCGAUCUUCAAGAUGCUCAUCGUCUACCAGAUCAUCUACUACAACUGCAUGGUCCUGGCCAAAUUCUCCUACCUCUUCUUCUACCUCCGCAUUUUCGUCACGCGCGGCUUCCGCAUCGCCGCGUGGGUGUGCAUGGGCUGUGCCGCGGCCUACUGGCUGGGCAGCAUGCUGCAGAUCUUUCUGAUCUGCCAGCCGUUCGAGAAGAACUGGGACGCGACGCUGCCGGGCCACUGCGCCAGCAUGAACGUGGCGUUCUCAACCAUCGGUGCCUUCAAUUUGGUCACGGAUCUGGUCAUCAUGGCUCUGCCUGUACAUCACAUCUGGAAACUGCAGACCACGACGGCGACUAAGCUGGCGUUGUACGGCAUUUUCGGACUCGGCGUCUUUAUCUCCGCCAUCACCAUCAUCCGCAUCCGCGUCCUCACGACCGUCGACUUCGCCGACCUCUCCUACAGCAUGAUCUGGGCCGCCUUCUGGAGCGUCGCCGAGCCCGCUCUCGCCAUUCUGAAUGCGUGCGUCCCCAUGAUGCGCCCCGUCUUCAAGGCCGCCUUUCCCGGCAUUUUCUCUUCGGCCAAGGCGGCGUAUUCCUCCCAGACCGGGGCGCAAUCCGGGGCGUCGGCCGGCGCAUUUCGCCGGAUGCGCGACACCGAGAGCGAGCUGCCUCUGACCCAUCUGGAGCCGUCUAAAAGCGGCAGUCGGGGCCAUGACUACGAGAUUUCGCUGGGUGACCGGUCGCAGGAGGAGGUGGAGUCGGAUGCCGUCGUCGUCGGGCAUCAUCCGUGACGGGGUCUGACCGACUCGUGGCCGUGAGUUGUCUGGCUGGUUGGUCUCGCUGAGUAACUAUCUGCAUUCUGCACCACCACAAAGGUCCAAGUUGACCCAGAAACCACAAUAAAGAAUAUAGCUAGAGCUAGAACUUUA